This is a messenger RNA of Effrenium voratum, 1410 nucleotides long. Lineage: Eukaryota; Dinophyceae; Suessiales; Symbiodiniaceae. The record is from the annotation of a GenBank genome assembly.
GUUUUGGCUCCAGGGCAUGGAGGCCCACUGAGUUCCCCGCGCCCUUUCUCCCUGCAGCGAAACCACGCGGGGACUUCGCAGCGCGCAAUGGCAAUGCGCGUGUGCGUGAGGAACACCUUCAUCACUUUUGACGAAGGUGACGAGCCGCGGAUCUCUCCCAAGGCCUCGCCUCGUUCGAGGUCGGUGGAGUGCGCCUCCCCGCGCCGGGAGGAGUGUGAGCAGAUCGCCAAGCUCAACAAGAUCCUAGACGACGACGAGGAAGCGCUGCGCGAGAUCAGGUCCCCGGUCCUCGUGGCGACGCCGCUGCCGCAGUUCGACGGCCCCGGCCGCAUUCGCGCGGAUAGCUUUGGGAGCUCGGGCGCCUCCUCGCCGCCAGAACAAGAGCAGAUCAGCGGCGGGCCAAGUCCGCAGGAGCUGAAGCAGCUGAAGCAGAGGUUGAAGGAAGUGUGCCAACACGGAUACAAUGGCGGCACCAUGCACCGUGCCGCCUCCAACAACUCUGUGUGGAGCCUGGGAAGCGAAGCCACAGAGGACGGCAACGGUCGGGGCUUGCGCCACGUGCACUCCCACGGCUCCAUGAGCAGCGUGACCUCCUUUGAGGCAAACCGCUCUCGUGCAUGCUCCUAUGGCUCCAUUUGCAGUGCCAUGGAGGAGACUGACGAGCCAGUGGAAUUUGACCUCGUGGAAUACUCGGAGGACCACCCGAAGCCUGAGCCCCGCGAGCGCGACGGACGCAUCAGCGAGGGCCGCGAGGGUCGGGAGCGGCGGGGCCGCGAGGGCCGGCGCAGGAAGAAGCAAGAUCCAGGACCCAAUGACACGGGGCCCAAGCCUGUGGGCUUGGUGGACGAGUGCCCCAGCCCCACGGCAAGCCCGACCAGCUGGAGCCCUCGACAAGGCAGCAUCACUUCCCGCGCCUCGAGCCCCUCCGGAGACAAGUCCAAGGUGUGGCAGAAGGAAUACCGCCACUCCCUCGUGCCCAAGACGGUGAACUUGCAGGAUGAGUACUUGAAUCAGGCCGCUCAGGACAUCACAACCCUCAUGAUCAGGAACAUCCCGAAUCGGUACUCUCAGCGUGACCUCAUCUCAGAGUUGGAGGAUCUCGGAUUUGCAGGCAAGUUCAACUUCCUGUACAUUCCUUUGGAUAAGGGCACCAUGGCCAACGUGGGCUAUGCUUUCGUGAACUUCAUCAGCAAGAACUGGGCACAGAAGUGUAUGGAGGCCUUCCGGGAGUAUCGCUUCAAGCGGCACAGGAAGACCUCAGGCAAGAUCGCGUCCAUCUCCGCGGCACAUCUCCAGGGCCUCGAGGCAAACCUGGCGCACUACGAGCGGGCCGUUGUGAACACGGCCAAGCUGAAGCAGAGGCGACCUGUUGUGAUUGCGAACAUCUCCUCCAGCCUGGAAUGAGAAGGC